Molecule: messenger RNA, 678 nt
Organism: Rasamsonia emersonii CBS 393.64
Lineage: Eukaryota; Fungi; Ascomycota; Eurotiomycetes; Eurotiales; Trichocomaceae
Product: Trafficking protein particle complex subunit 2/Sedlin
Exons: 2
Coding region: 1-678 (225 amino acids)
Biological process (GO): endoplasmic reticulum to Golgi vesicle-mediated transport
Cellular component (GO): TRAPP complex; nucleus; cytoplasm
Source: RefSeq, a predicted model, not a curated record
AUGUCCUACUACUUCACCAUCCUCUCCCCCACCGACGUGCCCCUGUUCAGCGUCACCUUCGGCACCUCUAAAGCCGGCGGCGAUGGCGUUGCGCGGUUUCGAUUCCCCGAGUCGGCGCAGUACAUGAACCAAUUCAUCGUCCAUGCGAGUCUGGAUAUUGUCGAGGAGGUGCAGUGGACGAAUGGUGCUUUGUAUGUCGACGACACCCUCCAAGGGUUUUUCAAAAUGCAUAUAUACCUCAAACACAUCGACACCUACCCGCCUACAGCCGCACACAUCUCCGCGUUCCUGACCCCUUCAGGCGCUCGCUUCCUCCUCCUGCACCAACCGCCGCAACUCCCUUCUUCCUCCUCAUCAACAACUGGCACAGGCGGCAGCGGCAGCGGCGGCGGUGGCAUCGGCGGCGGUGGAGGCUUGAUGAGCUCCUCAUUCACAUCGUCCGCCUCGUCGUCCGUCUUCGGGGGAGGCCUGACGGGCGCCUCCUCGCGCGCGUCCUCCAGUUCCAUAGCCGCAAACCCCACCUCGCCGCAGACAGAGGAGGCUAUCCGGCAGUUCAUGAACGAGGUCUACGAGAACUGGGUCAAGACUGUCAUGAACCCGUUUUACCGCCAGGGCAUGGAGAUUCGGAGUCCUGUGUUUCGGUCGCGGGUCCUCGCUGCGGGGAGGAAGUGGCUGUAA